UAUAAGCCAAGAAAAGUUAUGUUAAACAUAAAGGUUAAGAAUCUUUCUCUUUAUACCUUUAUAUAUAAAUCACUUAAGCACAGAUUUAUCAUUUACCAACUCUAAUAAACCUUUCCCAAAUUUUCCUUGUUUUGCACAGAAAGAGAGCUUACAAUCAGACUUAACAUUCAAAUUCAGAAAUUGGGGUUUUUUUUUUUUUUUUUGAUGGAAAGUUCAUCAUCAAGAGCUGAAGUAAUAAAGCCAAUGCUUCUUAAAGCUGGCAUUCCCUUGGCACUCUCUGUUGCAGGUUUUAUCUAUGCCAGGAUCAUUGCCAAAAGAAGAAUAAACCUACAAGUUUCUUCAAUGGAAACCCAGGUAAGUCCCCUGGAAACUGAUCCUCAACAGUUUAGAUCAAGUGAAGCUAUACUUUAUCCUACAUCUUCUACAAGUGGAGAUGAUGGAGAAAAUAUUUGUACAAGUACUGACUUUACAAGCAUGAUUACAAGUUCUGAAAUUCAGAACAGAAUUGCUUAUGAAGAAGAGAUUUUAGGCCUAAGAUCCCGAGUCGAAGAGCUUCAAAAGAGAGAAUGGGAAUUAGAAAGGAAGUUUCUUCGUUUCGUUGAUCUUAAAGAACAAGAAUCUGUGCUUAUGGAGCUUAGGAACAUGUUGUUGAUGGAGAGUUUGUGUGUUGAGUUCAUGGAUCGAGAAAUUUCAUCCAUGGAGGCCGAGAACAAAAGGGUCGAAAACAUAGUUAUGGAAUUUGUAGGAGUUGUGGAGCAGAUUGAGCAUUGGAAAUCACAGAAUGGGUUGCUUGAGAGAAAAGUAAAGAGGCUUUUGAGAAAAACAAAAGGCCUAGAAAAACUCAUAGGAGAAAAAGAUUUGAAGAUUCAAGCUAAAGAUGCAGAAAUUAGAAGAAAUGGUGAAGAGCUACAAGGAAGAAGCAAUGUUAUCAAGAAACUAGACGAUGAAAUGAGGGACCUCAAAUGCUUGACUCUUCAAUUGCAGGAUCAGAAAGAUAAGCUUUCAAAGAAGUUGGAAUUAGCAGAGGUUUCAGAUUCAUCAAUCUCAAAGAGUGCAGAAGAGGGGAUAACCAGGGAGGAAUACACGCAACUUGCCAAUGAAUAUGAACAAGUUCAAAAGGAAAGAAGUGAUGAAUUAACGGAGCUUACGUACUUAAGAUGGUGCAAUGCAUGCUUGAGAUACGAGCUGAAGCGAUAUCAACUGCUGCAAGAGUAUAUCCAAGGGAGCAAGGAUCAGCUGGAACAAGACUUUGAAGAAGGUGGAGAAAGUGUAGGAUUUAGAAUAGAAGAGCAGCUAGGCAGUCCAAAAAUGGUGGAGCCUCGCUUUGGUGUUGCAAAAGGUGGCGAAGUUAGCUCCAAAAGACAGAAAUUGCUUAAAAAAUUCAAGAAAUUGGUGGAUGGAAAAGGCAAGCAUGAAAGGAAGUGCUUUGGCAGACAUUCAGUUUGUGAUGAAAUGCAAGAUCAGGAACAUGUCGUUCAUGCAAGGAAUUCGUGUUCUAGUAUUUAACAAUUUGUGAAUAAUGCUAACUAGGAGACUUAUAAAAUCCAUGCCAAUGAGAAACCUGCAGUUAGAAGUAAAAACAACAGGAGCAGCUUGGGGAAAAUAUGUAGAAUAAAUGGUAAUGACAUAGUUUAAAAGUAACCUCCCAUAAGUGUUUCUUUUAAAAGUUCAUUGAUAGACUCAGAUCCAAAUGGCUAAAAUUGGAUCAUAUAUGUAGCCCAUAUUUGGGUUAAAUCUAAGGGGCUUUAUCGAAUAAAAAAGCAAUAUUUUAUGAA
Gossypium arboreum is the source of this 1775-nucleotide messenger RNA. RefSeq names its product protein CHUP1, chloroplastic. Gene Ontology annotation, biological process: chloroplast organization. Gene Ontology annotation, cellular component: chloroplast outer membrane. The transcript has 2 exons. Bases 205 to 1506 code for a protein of 433 amino acids. NCBI's taxonomy places the organism in Eukaryota, Viridiplantae, Streptophyta, Magnoliopsida, Malvales, Malvaceae. The record is from RefSeq and is a predicted model, not a curated record.